GUAGACUCGGGGGGAGGAAGGUGAAUAUAUCCUUCUUUCAUAUGAAAGAUACACCACCGAUCCCACCCUCUACCCCCUUCUUUAAAUUAACUCCCCAGUCCUGACCUCUUCUUUCACUCCCAAAACUCAUCUCUCCCCUCUCCCAUCCUAGUUCUAUUUUAGUCUGAGUGGCCAGUGUUUAUCUAGUGAUCGCAGGUGGUUUACUAGCUCUGAUCAUGGGUGACUCUUCAACAGCCUCCUACAUCCGAAUGGUGCAACAUCUGAUCGAGAGGUGCCUUCUCUUCCACAUGAAUAAGGAAGAGUGCGUGGAUGCCCUCUCCAAGCAUGCUAACAUUAACCCUGUCAUCACGUCAACUGUAUGGAAGGAGUUGGAGAAGGAGAACAAGGAGUUCUUCGAGGGGUACACGCGAGAGAGGGAGGAGUGGUUGUCGGAAAUGGAGACAAUGCAAAGGAUUCAAAAGAUGCUGGUCGAGACCGCUGCCAGAGACUCCAACAACGAAGACUAACAGAUCCCAUCCCUGCAUUCUGACCGACCUCCCAAGUCUUCUGAACCAGUAUAUUAUCCACUACUACUGAAGAUAGUGGCAUCCCGUUGUAAAUUCCACCACAAGCCUAGGGUGGACAAGUAAUUAGAUAAAGCUUCAAAACUAUUCUAGCCUAAAUAUGUUGUGGCGGCGUGCUGUUGUUUUAUGUGUACAGGUGGCAGCACUGGGACUCUUGGGUGCAUUGUGCCGUGUAAAUUUUAUGGAACUUGCUAUAUAUUUUUCCUGUGAAUUCGCA
This is a messenger RNA of Phoenix dactylifera (date palm), 780 nucleotides long. RefSeq lists its product as uncharacterized. Lineage: Eukaryota; Viridiplantae; Streptophyta; Magnoliopsida; Arecales; Arecaceae. The record is from RefSeq and is a predicted model, not a curated record.